This is a messenger RNA of Quercus robur (English oak), 5982 nucleotides long. RefSeq names its product putative disease resistance protein RGA3. Gene Ontology annotation, molecular function: ADP binding. NCBI's taxonomy places the organism in Eukaryota, Viridiplantae, Streptophyta, Magnoliopsida, Fagales, Fagaceae. The coding region runs from base 181 to 3117 and encodes 978 amino acids. Gene Ontology annotation, biological process: defense response to other organism. The record is from RefSeq and is a predicted model, not a curated record. The transcript has 15 exons.
CCUAAAACGAUCAAUUGGCUACAUCAUUUUCCGCCUAACUUUCGUUUAAAUAUGAAAUAUCUUUAACGUGGGGCCUCAAACUUUAAUCUCCUCUUUGGUCUCUUCUUUCAUCAACCAGUUGCCAUUUGCUCUUUCAGUACUCGUGUUAAACAAACAAAUUUCCAUUUCCAUCUUCUAAUUAUGGCUUGGGCUCUUGUUUCUGCUAUCAAGGACCAGCUUAGUUCUUUCAUUACUUCAGAGUUCACGUCAAUUGCUAAUGUCAAGGGAGAAGUCCAGAAGCUUGAAAGCAAAUUCCACACCAUCCAGGCAAUGCUCAAUGAUGCAGAGAAACGGCAAGUGAAGGAGGAAGCUGUGAAUAUUUGGUUAUAUAAGCUCAAAGACGUAUCCUACCAGAUGGACGACGUGUUGGAUAAGUGGAACACUGCCAUGAUCAAAGCCGAGAUUGAGAAACAACAAAAAGAUGAAGAAGAAAAAGCUGAAACUAGUGCUGCUAAGAAGAGGAAGGUAUGGCCCCCUAUCUCAAUUCCUAAUCUUUUUCAGCAUCGUGAUAUUGCUCAUAAGAUAAAAGACCUUAACGAAAAAUUAGAUGAGAUUGACAGAGAGGGAGAGAUGUACGAGUUUGUAUUGACUAGGGGAAAUGAAGAAGUAGUUGAGAGACCAAGAACAACUUCCUUUGUUGAUGUGUCUAAAAUUUUUGGUCGUGAUAAAGUCAAGGAUGAUCUAGUGAGAAGCCUAUUGGGCAAAGGUAGUGAAGAAGAAAUAAACCCCCAUGUUAUCUCUUUAGUGGGCAUGGGUGGUAUUGGAAAAACUACACUUGCCCAACUUGUCUAUAAUCAUCAUGAAGUAAAGGUUCAUUUUGAAAAAAAAUUGUGGGUUUGUGUUUCUGAUCCUUUCGAUCAGUGUAGGGUUGCCAAAGCAAUCGUUCAAGCUUUUGGAGGUGGUGACUCCAACAUUACUGAAUUGCAAAGUCUAUUAGAAAAAAUAUGUGAACUGAUUGAGGGGAGAAAGAUUUUUCUUGUCUUUGAUGAUGUGUGGACUGAAGACUUCACAUCAUGGGAGCCAUUUAGACUUGCACUACAAAAUGGUGCCCCUGGUAGUAGAAUUAUAGUCACCACACGUAAAAGAAGAGUUGCAGAGAUGAUGGAAAGUGCGAGCAUUAUCAAUCUGGAGGAAUUGUCUGAGGAAGAUUGUUGGUCAGUUUUUAGUAAAUUAGCGUUUUGUGAUAAGAAUUUUGAGGAGUGUAAGCAAAUAGAAGACAUUGGUAGGAAAAUUGCGAAGAAGUGUAAAGGCUUGCCACUUGCUGCAAAGACUCUAGGAAGUUUAAUGCGCUUCAAGAAAAGUAGAGAAGAAUGGGAAAUUGUUUUGUGUAGUAGUAUGUGGGAAUUCGAAGAUGUUGAAAGAGGUCUUUUUGCGCCAUUAUUACUAAGUUAUUAUGAUUUGUCCUCACCAUUGAAACAAUGUUUCUUAUGUUGUGGUGUCUUUCCAAAAGAUUAUGGCUUUUCUAGUGAUGAGUUGGUAUUUAUGUGGAUGGCACUAGGAUAUAUCAAGCCAAGGGCAAAUAUGGAGAUGGAAAUUAUUGCAAGAGAAUACUUUGAAAAUUUAGCCAUACGAUCUUUCUUCCAAGAUUUUGUUAAAGAAGAGGAUGAUGACAAGAUAAAAUAUUGCAAAAUGCAUGACAUAGUGCAUGACUUUGUGCAAUUAAUGUCAAAAAAUGAAUGCUUCACAAUUAAUAGUGACAUAAGCUUGGGAGUAGAUUAUAAAAAUGCCCGCCAUUUGCAAUUAGAACUUUUGAAAAAUGCCAAAUUUCCUGAGUCCAUUUAUAGUGCAAAAACUUUACGCACCCUCAUUUUUGAACUUCAAGGUAGUUAUAACUUAUCUACUUUAUCCCAACAUUUUAGAUGUUUACGGGUAUUAACUUUGUGUUAUGAAUAUCCUAGUAUGUUAAGGGAACUUCCAAAUGCAGUGGGAAAUUUCAUACAUUUGAGGUAUCUCUAUUUAGUCAAUUAUUGUGGAGAUGCAUUGCCUGAAACCAUUUGUAAUCUUUGUAAUUUACAAAUUUUGCAUAUUGAUUUAGUUGGUGGGUUCCAAAAAUUGCCACAGGGGAUGGAUAAAUUAAUUAACCUAAGACAUUUUAAGUUGGAUUGCAACAUUGCUAGGUAUCCAAAUAUAAAUUUUCCAAGAGGGUUUGGGAGAUUGACUUCUCUUAGAACAUUAAACCAUUUCAACGUAAAUGGUGAGGAUGAUAGUGAAAGAUGUAAAUUGGGAGAAUUAAGAAAUUUGAACCAUCUUCAAGGGACUCUUCAAAUAAAUGGGUUGGGGAAGGAGGUAGAUCAAUGUGAGGCCAUGAAUGCACAACUAAAGAAGAAGAUAAACGUUCGUACUUUGAAGCUAUGGUUUCACCUAGAUGAAUGGGAUCCUAAGGAAAUAACAAGGGGGAUGGAUGCAUUAGUUUUGAAUGCCUUAGAGCCACCUCCUAACUUGGAAGAUUUAAGCAUUCUUUACUACAAGGGACCGACAUUGUCUCCUUGGAUGGUGUCCUUGACCAAUUUGAAAAAACUUUAUUUUGAGGGUUUACUUAUAGAGCAUUUGCCUCCUUUGGGGAAACUUCCGGCCCUCACAUCAUUGACAAUAAGGAUGAUUAAUAGAUUGAAAAAGUUAGGGGUUGAAUUUAUGGGAAUAGAAGAAUCCGAAAAGGAGAAAGACGAUAUAUCAAUAACGCUAUUCCCAAAUUUGAUAACUCUCAAAUUUUACAAAUUAAGAGAGUGGGAAGAAUGGAAUGAGAAUGGAGGAGAAGAAGAAGAAGACUGUACUAGAAGAUUUGUUAUAAUGCCACGUCUUCAACAUUUGAGUAUUGAAAAUUGCCCAAAGUUAAAGUCCCUGCCGAACUUCCUUUGUACAACUCCAUUACAGCAUUUGGAGAUCUAUCAUUGUCAAAUUUUGGAGGAAUGGUGCAAAAGAGGGACAGGAGAGGAAUGGCCCAAGAUUUCCCACAUCCCUAACAUCAACUUUGAUCCAUUAUAUGGGCGGCUACAUGUAGCUGAAGGUCUCUCGCGAAUGCUGGAUCGGCAAUGGAGAAUGUUGACACGACAAAAAAGAGCUCAAUCAUUGCAAUAUUGAAAAUGGAAAUAAGAGAGCACCACUCACAAGAACAACAUGUUGUAGUUUUCUAGUUCCCCAAUGUGUCAAUGGUUGAAAGGUGCUGGUCUCUUCACAAACAUUGUUGUUGUGAGUUUAUUCAAUUUUACAAUGUUCAUAAAUUUAGCUACAAGUUCAGAUUUUUGGAUGAUGAUGGUGAAAAAUUAUUUGCGAUUGUGCAUGUGUUAGCAAAGUUCAGCUACGGCUUGAUUCGGCAUUGCAAUUCUGAUCUAGUCAUGGUGUGAAGUACAGGAGGCCCGUUACUAGUAGGAAAGAAGAAGAAACUACAUAUACCUUGGCUUUGUUAAUUUGAUCAUUUACUCCUCUACUGUAAGGGAUGCACAUUUGUCAUGAAUCAAAUUUUCAAGCAUGGAUGCUCAUUUGAGAAAGGGCCACAGAAGCAAGUCCUCUAUCAUUUCAUAAUGGAAGCAAGGAUGUGCAUCAUGGAACAUAUCAUGUGCAAUCAAUAUUAUAUGGAGGUAGAUGAAAGUGUUAUACAUUUAGGAGUUUGAUGAAUGCAAAAGUGUGCGGAUUUCAUGUCUUAGUGAUUGAAGAGUUUCAUGUCAUGGAAGAGGGGGAAGAGUGCAAUGUUACCACCAGGAAUGGAGGGGAUGAGAUGAUAAAUUCUUGCUUUUCUUUUUACCAUUGCUAGUCGCCCAAUUUGGAAUGACAUUCAAAAAUGGAAAUACCUGAAUUAGUCACCAAUAUGAGCAAGGAAAAAAGAAGAAGAAGAAGGCAAUGAAGCCAUAUUUCUAUUGUUUGCUCUAUGCAGUUCAAUUCUGAUUCACCUAUAGAAGUUGCUGUGUUUGUGCACCGUAGGGUUUUGUGACCAGGCAUGUUCUGGAUCUUUAUCGUGGAUGAACUGAAGAACUUUGCAGCCAACAACCUUCUCUAGUUGGUAAUUGAAGUCGCGUAUUGGGAUCCGCAUAAUUGGUUAGUCACGUCCUAGGAGCCGUGCAUCAAAAGGAGAAAUUGUCACUACAGAACAAGUCCAAUUGGGUAUUGGGGUAAGGGUUCAACUGUAGGUUGGUAUAAGAGGCGGAUGUGUUUCAUGGAAUGGAAGAGUGCAAAGUUGGGGAAGCCACUAGCAAGUAGAUAUGAAGAUAUUACCUAUACUUUGGAUCAAGUAACAAUCACAGAACAACGUUCUUGUUUGGUUUAUUUCCUUCAAGAUGUAGGAAACCAUAUCAAGAGUACAAGUCUGAUUUAUUUGGCCUGUGGCUAAAAUCUAAAAUGAAGAUAUUGCUUAAAUAGAAAAUUUGCUUCCUUACAUCAAUGCAAGUUUUUUUUAAUGGCAGUAGACAUAGCUCAAGAGCGGCUUGCCGGCUUUUGUGGUUUAUGAGAUUAUUUCUGAUGGACAAGGAAGAUAAGAUCAAUCUCAAAGAAGAAACCCCAUCAAGGACAUCAAGAAUUCAGUUGAGGAAGGAAAUGAGCAUGAUCUUGACACCACCACUUGCAAAGGAAAUCGAGGAAGAUGUUGCCUCCCAAAUAUAUUAUAUGCCCUUAAUCCCAGCUACUAGAGAACAUUCCUUGCUUUGCAAUAGACCUCUGAGGACAGAGAAAGGAUGUUCGGUGAGUGCUUGGGGAUGCGAGCAAGGAUUUUGAACUGCCAAGGGAAGUUCUCUGUCUGGCAUGCAACUAUUUAGUUUCUUAUAGCUUUCUCUACAUUAAUUUGUUGGGUAUGGUUGUCACUCAUGAUCCACAUCACAGAAGAAGCUCAUUAAUCUAGUAGCCAGCGAGUAUUUGAAGUUAUAAGCAUGGAGAAUGGUGUAGUGUGCUACAUUAUUGAGUUUUACAGUGAUGAAGAUCUUUUGACCUCAGAUUUCAUAUAUUGAGGCCUUAAUGUUAUCUAUUUUCUCCUCAACAUCAGGGUUAUCAUGUUGAAGCUAAAAGAUGCGCCAGAAUCUUAAUAUUCUUGAAUCAACCAGUUUGCUAAAGGUCAAGUCAACAAUUUGGCUUUAGAAGCAGGUUGUUUGUAUAUUAAAAUUGUCCGCAUGUGCACUUUUUGUGGACCAAUAAUCAAAUAAUCAAAAAAGCCUAAAUGGCUAGUGCAGCUAAUGUAUAUUCAAUUGCUGUAGGUCCUGUUAGCUUGGUUCAUGAAGGAUUUAUGCCUUGAAGUUGAUUUGUAAUUGUUAUAUAAUCCUUUUGCAUCUGAGGAGUUCGUACAGAGAUUUAAUUGCAUCGUAGAGCUUGUAAGUGUAGUGAGAGUUUUGUAUACACCAGUUACUUUUUUUUUCAUUAGCAGUAGUACUCUUUUUUCAUUUAUUACUUUAGAGAUUUGGGGAAUGAGAACCAGAUUGGUGUAACAGCAUUUCCCUAGAGAUAGCGCCAGUUCAAAGAAAAUAAUUUUGAUUUCAUUAGCUUUCUAGUUAGGCGUAUGUAACUAUGUAUGUCCCGGUCAUAUGGAAACAAUAAUUUCAACACUACAUUUCCUUGGUCCCUAUCCGAACGUUCCUUAAUGUAUUGGGCCAAUUCCAACCUACUAUCUGAUCAACUAAAUUUUGGUCCACCAUAAAAACCCAAAUCGAAUUUCCACAAUCAUUCAAACAAUCUUUUGAAAAUGAGGUGAGGUGAAACAUAUGUAGCCAUUAAUUUCAGACGAGUUUAAUGAUUUUCCGUUAGUAAGUGUCAGAUUGGGUUCAAAUGUCAGGGACCCAUAUCAUGGAGGACAAGGAAAAAGAAGUAAAAAAUAUAAAAAAGUUCAAAACCUUGCAGUAAGUGAAGAAAUUCAUUAUUCUUGUCUUGUCAUAGACCAAAUCAAUAUGAACUGUAAAUUGAUGUGAGGAAAGCAUGUAUUAUACAGCACCAGCAACAACUUUUGCAGGAGUAUUAAUAAUAGUAAGGAAU